GGUUCCACUCACCGCUACACUCUUUGUUCUGGAGCGUGUCGCGGGAGGAUGGUCUCCGUCGGUUUUGUUCUGACGUGUAUUAAUUAACUGUUUAUCGUUCGACGGUUUCCAAUUUGGAGUCCAAUAGUAAAUAGAGGCGAACCAUGGCGGAGUAUCUCGCGUCCAUUUUUGGUACCGAGAAAGACAAAGUAAACUGCUCCUUUUAUUUUAAAAUCGGAGCUUGUCGGCACGGAGAUAGGUGCUCACGUAUCCACAACAAACCUACGUUCAGCCAGACAUGCCUGCUUCAAAAUCUUUACGUCAAUCCGCAGAACUCUGCCAAGAGCGCUGAUGGUUCCCAUUUGGUAGCUAAUGUUUCCGAUGAAGAGAUGCAGGAGCAUUAUGACAACUUUUUCGAAGAUGUAUUUGUCGAGUGUGAAGAUAAGUAUGGGGAAAUAGAAGAGAUGAACGUUUGUGAUAACCUCGGAGACCAUCUUGUUGGUAAUGUCUAUAUCAAGUUUCGGAGAGAAGAAGACGCGGAAAAAGCAGUCAAUGAUUUAAACAACCGGUGGUUCGGUGGAAGGCCUGUUUAUGCCGAACUAUCACCUGUGACAGACUUUAGGGAAGCCUGCUGCAGACAGUAUGAGAUGGGAUUAUCCAUUCCAGUCGGUGAUGGUGGAGAAAUCAAGAAUGAAUCUGCAAUCGGAGAAUGCACCCGUUCUGGAUUUUGCAACUUCAUGCAUCUGAAACCAAUUUCAAGAGAGCUGCGCCGUUAUUUGUACAGCCGCAAGAAGGGCGGCAAGGGUGGUGGCGGAGGUGGCGGAGGUGGAGGUGGUGGUGGAGGCGGAGGCGGCGGCGGUGGCGGCGGCGGUGGUGGCGGUGGUGGUCGUUCAAGGUCUCGAUCAAAGUCACGAGGCCGUACCGAUCGCAAGCGUAGAUCUCGCUCUCGCGAGAGAAGAUCCAGAUCUAAGGAUCGUAACCGCAAAGGAAGAGAUGAUAAAGGUCGCGACGGAAGAUCUGGUCGCUAUUGAUGUAUCUCUUUCCUAAAUUCAACUGACAUUUCACUAUCAUUCAAUUUUCGAUGUAACAAAGUUGUCAGAAGCAUAUUUCAGAUCUUUGCAGUAAGUUUCGAGUACUGUGAAAAAGAAACGAGCCUUAUCAGUUUUUACAACAGAAAAACAGAGUUGCAGUUACUGAAUUAAUCAUAAUGUCGUGAUACCAAUAAGUUUAUCAAUAUAAUAACUGCAUUAUAAACGACGUUCACGUGUGGAAUAAAUAUUUUAGCCGUAAAAUAUCGAAAUCUCUCGUAACUAGUAUUAUUUUGAACGUCAUUUUGUGAACUGGUAUUUAGUCAGUUAUUGUAAAGCAACAGUUUGUAAAACAAUAAACAAUGCUUGAAAUGUA
This is a messenger RNA of Neodiprion virginianus, 1383 nucleotides long. RefSeq names its product splicing factor U2af 38 kDa subunit-like (gene U2af38). Gene Ontology annotation, cellular component: spliceosomal complex; U2AF complex. Lineage: Eukaryota; Metazoa; Arthropoda; Insecta; Hymenoptera; Diprionidae. Bases 144 to 1010 code for a protein of 288 amino acids. The record is from RefSeq and is a predicted model, not a curated record. Gene Ontology annotation, biological process: mRNA splicing, via spliceosome. Gene Ontology annotation, molecular function: pre-mRNA 3'-splice site binding; metal ion binding. The transcript is spliced from 6 exons.